GGUAUGAGAUGUUACUGUAACAAUAUAAACAAUGAAAGAAGCGUUUUCCUGCCAACAGUGUGUGACAUAAAUGUCUGAGUGUGACACAAAUGUCUGAGUGUGACUUCGUUUCCUGUGAGUGACAGGCGGUGUGUCCGUGUGUGUGUGUGUGCGCGUGUGUUACUGUAUAUGGUGCAGCAUGAAAGCGCUGAGGUUUGGGCUGACACUUGUUCGACAUGGGGAAACACACUACAACAAACAAGGCCUUCUGCAAGGCCAGGCGAUCGAUGCACCUCUGUCUGACAUCGGGCUGCAGCAGGCGGAGGCUGCAGGUAUUUACCUGAAAGACGUCAUGUUCAGCAACGUCUUUGCCAGCGAUAUGCUACGAGCCAAACAGACUGCUGAAACAAUAAUGAAACACAAUAAUAGUUGUUCCGGUCUCCAGAUGUCAUGUGACCCCUUGCUUAAAGAAAUAAGCUUUGGAACAGCAGAGGGUGGACGAGUGCAGGAUGUGAAAGAAAUGGCCCGAGCAGCCGGUCAGACUUUUCCAGGCUUCACUCCUCCAGAGGGAGAGACUCAGGAGCAGGUGAAGGAACGGGUCAAAGAGUUUGUGGAGAAAAUGCUCCAGCAGGUUGGCGGUGAACACUGGGGACAGACGGACAGAGAGGAGGACGAGGCGCGCUCGUCCACGGCGGAGGGGAAGCCGGACGACGGCGUCAGGGGCGUCCCGGUCCACGCUCUAGUCGUCACUCACGGAGCCUACAUGUGCGUGGCAGUGCGUUACUUUGUGGAGGAGUUACAUUGUUCUCUGCCUCAGGGUUGUGACGUGGCAACAAUGUUCUCGUUGAGUCCAAACACCGGUCUCUGUCGGUUUGUACUCACCGUGAGAAAAGAGGGCGGCAGGUUCACAUUGUCGGGGAUCCACUGUGUGUUUGUCCACAGGGGAGACCACGUUAAACAGUUAUAACAAUCGUUUUUAUUUCAAUAGCACUUUUUAAGCUGGAGCACAAAGUGUUUCCCAGAUGAAAUUAUGUACAGAAUAAAAUCAUAAGGAGAAAACACUCCCUAAACUGAUAACUGAAAACAAGAACAUGAGUUUACACCAAGCAGCACUCAGCCCAUACUUCAAUAGAUGAUAGCUCAUUGUCAUUAAAUAGAUAAUAAAAAGAAGAUAAUUAUUAUAUAACAUGUCACUAGCAGGGGCAGAGAUGAGGAAGAGACGGACAACAAAAGACAACAUCCAACAAAGUAGCUCAAACCUUAAUAUCUGUGUAUGUGAUAUUACUAAAAGGAACAAACCUGCCCACCUCCAAUCUCAUGAUGCACUUCAUGCUUCCAAAUCUAAAUUAAUCCCCUUAGGGAAAUAAUUUCUCUGCAUUUGACCCAUCCUAGAAUUAGGAUCAGUGGGCUGCCACACUGAGAUAGCACCCGGGGAGCAGUGGGGGUUGGGUACCUUGCUCAGGGGUACCCCAGCCCUUUUGAUCUGGUGGGGACUUGAACUGGCGACCUUCCGGUUACAAGCCAAGUUCCCUUUCCACUUGGCCAUGGGCUGCCUUGUCAUGCUUUUCCAUGUUAUUUUAAGGCUUUUUAAGAAUACUUAAGAAACGACUUAUAUGAAUUAUGUGAUGAAGAUAACUGCAUCUUCAUCAUUGUAUGCAGUGACCUAAAACAAAAUAUUUUUUCAGUAUUGCGGAUUUAAAUGCAGAUUCAUGAUUUGAGCAGUUUCGCUUGACCUCAGGCUGUGUAAAUGUGUGUGUGUGUUGCAGUGCGAUGUCAUCACUCUGUGUCAGUCUGGUUGUUCAUUACUGUAAACGUAGGCAGCUUUGUAAUCUGAUGAGUCCGUGUUUCUAUAUUUAUCGCCCAACAGUUGACAGAUUUUUUUGCGUAGGAACACGGAGCGGAACUGCAGCUCUGUUGACUUUGUGCAAAUCAGUGACUCCUUCAUUGUUGUGAAUUAACAAGGACAAUCGCGUGUCAAGACCUCAUGUUUUCCAGAGGUGCGUGUUUUCUCUACUGCACUUUUUCCACUCUCAGUGUGAAGCAAGAAGGUCGCCGGUUCGAAUCCCGGUUUUCUCCCACAGUCCAAAAACGCAGAGGUUAAUUGGACACUGUGAAUUGACCGUAGUGUGUGAAUGGUUGUUUGUCUCCGUGUGUCCAUCCUGUGAUGGACUGGUGACCUGUCCAGGAUAUGACCCCAUCUUUCCCCCAUGUGUCAGCUGGAAUUGGCUAAAUAAAGCAGUAAAACUAUAAUCUGUUAGUCUUCAUGAGAUUAUAAUGUCCUGUUGGAGUUUCCAUAGCAGUGGAUUCUACCGUGAUCACUUACUCUAAUUAUUUUAUUCCCACUGACAUGAACAACUUAAACAAACACUCAUACUUACAUACUUUUGUGUUGUUUUAUGCUGUUUAUUUUCAUGGUUUUACCAAAAGCUAUCUUUGGGAUUUACUGCAUGUUGAGUUACAACAAAGACAAUUCUGAUCAAGUGAAGAAGCACCGAUUAUGUCCUGUUUUGACAUGUAAACAAAAAAAUAAAGAAAAUAUUCUAUUGGCA
Messenger RNA from Solea solea (common sole), 2528 nucleotides. It is a transcript of the gene tigara, whose product is annotated as TP53 induced glycolysis regulatory phosphatase a. The transcript has 6 exons. Lineage: Eukaryota; Metazoa; Chordata; Actinopteri; Pleuronectiformes; Soleidae. The record is from RefSeq and is a predicted model, not a curated record. Gene Ontology annotation, biological process: fructose 2,6-bisphosphate metabolic process; negative regulation of programmed cell death; regulation of pentose-phosphate shunt. Gene Ontology annotation, cellular component: cytosol. Bases 179 to 946 code for a protein of 255 amino acids. Gene Ontology annotation, molecular function: fructose-2,6-bisphosphate 2-phosphatase activity.